AUGAAUGGUUCAAUUUCUAUGCAAUCCGAAUUUGAUGAGAUCUGCGCUAAAAUCGAACAAAAGUUGGAGGGAAAAGAUUCAGGCAUUGUAGAAAUCAAUUUUCCUACUGGAGAACUUAGCAACCUUAAAUUAUGUGAAAAUAUUCACAAUGCCUUCAACACUGAAAUAAUUGGAGAUAAUCUAUUCAUCAAAUGUGAUGGUGGAGAAAAGGAGAAAAUUCAUACAAGACUCGAAAAUUCGUUCGAAAACCAAAAUCAAGAUUGGUGGGCAAGUAGCAACACUAUAUGUGUAGUCAGAGGCAACCAGUACAGACCUGAUGUAGGUGUGUGGUUUCGAUCCCCAACUCGUCCACAAAGAAGGAUGCCGAUUACUUAUGCAUGUCCACCUCCAAAUGUUUGGAUUGAGGUAUUCUACAACAAUGACAACGAUCAUAGUCUUUCUUCUGGACUAAGCCCUUUUCGCCCUAAACCUGAAACUGAAAUGAUGGUUCAUGCAACUAUUCAACCUACACGACCUACCAGAGCACCAUAUGCAUGUCAUUGGGAUUUAAAUAAUAAUGAGAUAUGGUACAAAAUGGAUUGGAACCAAUUUAUUACCCUUAGAUGUGGUCUAACGAUAAGCUUUGACACUGUGCUUGAAGAGUUAUAG
Diversispora eburnea is the source of this 648-nucleotide messenger RNA. The record is from the annotation of a GenBank genome assembly. Lineage: Eukaryota; Fungi; Glomeromycota; Glomeromycetes; Diversisporales; Diversisporaceae.